UGCAAGGCAACGCAGGCAGAGGCCACACAGAACAGGAGGAUCCCAACAGCCUCCUAAAACAGCCCAAGGAUGGAGCCACUACUAGGAGUAAAAAUUGGCUGCCUGUUUGCCCUGCUCGCUCUUACUCUGGUCUGUGGCCUUAUUCCCAUCCGCUUCAGAUGGUUCCAGAUUAAUGCAGCCACAUCAGGUCGUCAUCGCUUGGUCCUCAGCCUCCUAGGCUGCAUUUCUGCCGGGGUUUUCCUGGGGGCAGGGUUCAUGCAUAUGACCGCUGAAGCCCUGGAGAGCAUUGAAAACAAGAUUCAGAAGUUCAUGAUUCAGAACAGGACAGAAAGUGAGGGAAAAGCUUCUGAUAGUACUGACUCAGCUCGUGUGGAAUAUCCCUAUGGAGAGCUCAUCAUCUCCCUGGGCUUCUUUUUCGUCUUCCUUUUGGAGUCAUUGGCCCUGCAGUGCUGGCCUGGGGCUGCUGGAGCAUUCACAGCAACGCAGGAAGAACUGGGUGGGUCUCAAGGCUUGGGACUCCACAGCCAUGGACCUCUACCCUCACCGUCACGGGGUCCCCUUCGUGCUCUCAUCCUCUUGCUUUCACUCUCCUUUCACUCAGUGUUUGAAGGUCUAGCUGUGGGGCUGCAAACAACAGUGACAGCUACCGUGCAGCUCUGUCUUGCUGUCCUGGCUCACAAGGGCGUUGUUGUGUUCAGUGUAGGACUAAGGCUGAUGCAGGUAGGCACUAGAUCACAAUGGGCCAUGUUCUCCAUACUGUUAUUAGCUCUUAUGUCCCCUGUGGGCCUAGCCCUAGGGCUGGCGGUAGCUGGAGGAAGCUCAGAAGGGGGACAAGGUUUAACCCAGGCUGUACUAGAAGGUGCAGCAGCUGGCACCUUCCUGUACGUCACCUUCCUAGAAAUUUUGCCCCGAGAACUAGCUGCUCCUGAGGCCCCUCUGGCCAAGUGGGGCUGUGUAGCCAGUGGUUUUGCCUUCAUGGCCUUCAUUGCCUUGUGGGCCUGACAGAUUCCUGACUUUUCUGAUAGAUCUAUCUAAGAGGACUUCCCUCCCCUCAGGAGAUACCUCCCAAAUGCCUUUGGCCCUCAGGCCUUUCUUCACUGAGACUAAGGGACAGACCCUAGGCAUUAUCCCUAUGAACUGGACUCCAGCUCUUCCCACCCUGAGAUCCCAUUUCCAUCUGGGGCAGUGGAAAGAAUGUUUAGGUUGAGCGCUUAGAAACUAAUAAUUGAUAUAAAGACUGUCAUUCCAGAUUUUACUCUAUUACUGUUUAUGCUACUGUGGAUAAUAAAAUAGCCAUUUUG
This is a messenger RNA of Manis javanica (Malayan pangolin), 1301 nucleotides long. RefSeq names its product solute carrier family 39 member 2 (gene SLC39A2). Lineage: Eukaryota; Metazoa; Chordata; Mammalia; Pholidota; Manidae. Gene Ontology annotation, molecular function: zinc ion transmembrane transporter activity. Gene Ontology annotation, biological process: zinc ion transmembrane transport. Gene Ontology annotation, cellular component: plasma membrane. The record is from RefSeq and is a predicted model, not a curated record.